Trachemys scripta elegans is the source of this 7733-nucleotide messenger RNA. It is a transcript of the gene PLCE1, whose product is annotated as phospholipase C epsilon 1. The coding region runs from base 625 to 7581 and encodes 2318 amino acids. The transcript is spliced from 34 exons. Gene Ontology annotation, molecular function: phosphatidylinositol-4,5-bisphosphate phospholipase C activity; guanyl-nucleotide exchange factor activity. Gene Ontology annotation, biological process: small GTPase-mediated signal transduction; phosphatidylinositol-mediated signaling; lipid metabolic process. NCBI's taxonomy places the organism in Eukaryota, Metazoa, Chordata, Testudines, Emydidae. The record is from RefSeq and is a predicted model, not a curated record.
GCUCAGACAUUCCAAUGCAGUGAGGCAACAGGAGGGACACAACUCGACUCUACAGUCGAACGGGGAAAAAAGCCAACUCUUUCACAGAGAUUAGUCUCUAGACUGAACUUUCAUUCACAACGUGUGAGACACACAAUGGCUCUGGACCAGCUUCUGCUCUACAAAGAUUUGGAGAAGGCUCCGUUAUCCAGUGAUCUUGAGUCACUGGGUAUUACCACUUAAACAGAAUGAGUUGCCUGCCAGAGGAAACUAAUUAAAAUUGGAUGUUAUAUGGUGAGAUGCAUCUUUGUGAUGGAUUAUAUGUUCAAAUAUGCUCCUCUUCUACAAACUGCAGCAACAGAGUACCCUGCGUAUGACAGAAAUGCUGACAGUGGAAAGACUAUGUCAACUGGCAAUAUCACAUUAAAAAACUGCUUUAAGAAAAUCUGUAGUUCACAUCAGUAAUCCACAGCUGGUAAAGCUCUGUAGUUCGUAAAGCAUAUGCUUUUAAAAGUAAUAAAGGAUUCAACGUGUUUUUACACAGUGUGUCUGCACUGAUAAUUUAGCACUGAAUUUUCAUACACUGAAAUCAUGGUAUGAUUAUCAGUGAGGAAAAACAGAACAUUAUCUAAAAACUGUGUCAAAAUGACCUCUGAGGAAAUGGCAGCUUCUGUACUUGUGUCUGUGGCACAGGGUAAAGUGAUAUCUGCUCAGUCAGCUGGAGAUGGAAAUAGUGAAAAUGCUUUGGACACCAAUGUUAUAAAAAGACAUAUUGCUAAUCAAGGAAGGGAGACUACACAUACUUUCUCGUACUUACACAGACUUAAAGAAGAACAUCUUCAGGGCUCGCUGCCCAAAAUUUUCUCUUUGGCAAAUGGAGAAGAAAUGACAGAUAACAGGAGUAAUGAAAACUUCUGGGAGAAAAACACAUGCAUCCCUGGUACAGUGGAGUUUCUUAACAUGAAUUGCAACAUUAUAAAGAAAAAAUGCAAGAGCAGUGUUCCGCAUAACCAGUUAUGUAAAUCAUGUGAUUCUUUAGCAAAAGAACACACAUGCUUGGAAACUGGAAUUUCUACUUCACAGGAAAGGACCAUGUUUGCUGAAAUUCAGUUGAAGAUGGAUGGACCUUCAGUAGAGAUGAAGUCAUUAAGAAACCAGUCAGCGGUAAAUAAAAGUGGCACCGAUGAUGCUGAUAAUGUAGCAGUGUUUCACUUUCGCUAUGCUAGUGAAAGAAAUAUAUCAAAAGCUUUGUGCACACUACACAACAGCUUCAUUUUGGGUGACUGUUUACAGCAUGUAAAUGUUGGUAAUGAACACACCAGUGAUUCAACAGCCUGCACUUGUAAAUUAAUGGAAUUGACAAAUAAUUGUGACAAUAAAUAUGGACAACAGUUGUGUGAUAACUGUGACACUUUAAGGGACAAGUAUUUAUGUGUCGAAAGAGCAGCACGAAAGGUUAGAGUGGCAUGCUCAAGUCACAGCUUCUAUGGUGGUAAUUUUACUGGAAAAAUGUCCUCAAAGCCCUUUCUGAGCCAUUUUGAAGAUUGCAGUGAUAACUGUGAAGAAGGGAUGGAGGAGGAGUUUUAUAGAAACAAAAAGGAACGUUCCACUUUACUAAUCAGACGUUUUUGUAAAAAUGAUAAGGAGGUUAAAAAAUCAGUUUAUACUGGAACCAGGGCAAUUGUUAGGACUUUACCUUCGGGUCAUAUUGGAGAUGUUGCUUGGGAUUAUGUGGAGCAGAAGAGAAACAAGAGUGACUUAAAGCAUUGUAGGAUUAUCGCAAAACAUCGAACUAUUCAAGCCUUAAGUCAGGAAUUAAAUUCUGAUCUUGUGAAAUCCAUAUGGUGUGAGAUCUACAAUGCAGUGAAGGAGGAAGAGGCGGCAGAAGAUACUUUUGAAUAUUGUCUCCAUCCUCUGAGAGAGCUUCCAACACUAAAUGCAGAUCGCAGAUGCAAAAAUGUCUCUUUUGUAAAACCAUGUGUAGAAAGUGCUUGCUCUGAAUACCGUGCCACUUUACAAAGGACGUCACUCUCUAACUUUAUCACUGGUGCUCUGCUAGAAGCAACUACAUCACUGGGAGCAAGAAGUGGUCUUCUAAACAUCUUUGGAGGUUCAACUGGAAGAACGAUGCUGAAAGAACGUCAACCGUGCACAUCUAUGGCUGGUUCAAAUGUGCUCCCCUCCAGUGUAGCUGGUAUCAGUAAAGAGCUAGUAGAACUUCAGCACCUCAUUCAGUUCCCAGAGGAGGUUGCUAGUAUUCUGACUGAACAGGAACAGAAUCUCUACCGAAAGAUCUUGCCCAUUGACUACCUCUGCUUCUUAACCAGGGAUUUGAGUAAUGCUGAAUGUCAGAGCAAACUUCCAUGCAUUAAAGCUUCCAUAUCUGCGACUAUUCUUUCCUCCCAAAAUGGUGAACACAAUGUUAUUGAAGAUCUCGUGACAAGAUUUAAUGAGGUGAGCUCUUGGGUUACAUGGUUGAUCCUUACUGCCGGUUCUAUGGAGGAGAAACGAGAAGUCUUCUCAUAUUUAGUACAUGUGGCAAAAUGCUGCUGGAACAUGGGAAACUACAAUGCUGUAAUGGAAUUCUUGGCAGGGCUUAGGUCUAGAAAAGUUUUAAAAAUGUGGCAGUUCAUGGAUCAAUCUGAUAUUGAAACCAUGCGAAGUCUGAAGGAUGCUAUGGCACAACAUGAAUCAUCCUCUGAAUAUCGGAAAGUGGUAAAUCGUGCUCUGAAUAUUCCAGGCUGUAAAGUAGUUCCUUUCUGUGGUGUAUUUUUAAAGGAGCUUUGUGAAGUUCUAGAUGGAGCAGCAAGCCUCAUCAGACUUUGCCCACAGUAUAAUUCCCAGGAUGAAACAUUAGAGUUUGUUGCAGAUUACAAUGGGCAAGAUAAUUUCUUGCAACGAGUAGGCCAAGAUGGUUUAAAUAAUACGGAAAAAGAAUCAACAGCAAACAGUAUCUUUCAAACUAUUCGGAGUUGUAACCGCAGUUUGGAAUCUGAAGAAGUUGAAGACAAUUUUAGUGAAGGAGGCAAUUCAAGAAAAAACUCUUUGAAGGAUAGAAACCGAUACCAGUUUAUAAUUGGAGAUCUCUCAGAUUCAGAAAGUGACAUAUCUGAGCAGUCAAAAGAGUGGGACACAAAUACAACUGAAGAGCAGCAAAAGGCAUACAGUCAUGGAAUAGAACUCAUUCCCUGGUAUGUGUUAUCAAUCAGAGCUGAUGUCCAUCAGUUCAUGCUACAAGGGGCAACUGUCAUACAUUAUGACCAGGAGAUGCAUCUCUCAGCACGCUGUUUUCUUCAGCUUCAACCUGACAAUAGUACUUUGACAUGGAUAAAACCCACCACAGCUUGCCCUGCAAAUACUAAAGUAAAACUGGGUGUGCUAGGUAGCACUGCUGAGCUUGGUAAAUUUCAGUUUCUUGGCAGUACUGGAUUGAAUGGACUGGUGGACGGUUUCUUGGAUUUGUUUUCAGCAAAGGCUGUGUACAUGGGGCACCCUGGCAUUGAUAUGCACACUGUGUGUGUUCAAAAUAAACUUUGUAGUAUGUCCCUUGAAGAGAAUGGAGUAACACUACUAUAUGGACUUCAAACUACUGAUAAUAAGUUGCUGCACUUUGUGGCUCCAAAAUAUACUGCCAAAAUGCUGUAUGAUGGAUUGCUGGAAUUAACAAAAGCUGUAAGAAAAAUGAGGAAAUUUCCUGAUCAGAGAUUGCAGUGGCUACGGAAACAGUAUGUCUGCCUUUAUCAGGAGGAUGGCAGGUUUGAAGGCCCAACUUUGGCUCAGGCUGUUGAACUGUUUGGAGGCAGACGCUGGAGUGCAAGGAACACAAGCACAGGGGCCCUGACCAGAAGCACUGAGAAACCCAGUGUGCAGAGAAACAACACUCUGGGAAUAAGCACAGCCAAGAAAAAGAAGAAAGUACUCAUGAGGGGUGAAAGUGGAGAUGCUACUGAUGAUGAGAUGGCAACUCGUAAGACAAAAAGUUAUAAAGAAUAUCGUAAUAGAAGUGGUUCUGAUCCUCAAGACAUUGAUGAACAAGAAGAAUCAGAUCAGAAUAUUGUGAUUAACACCUCUGCCUUUAACACUCUGCCAUCUAGAAGAGCUCAUUCUCUGACUGCAUCUGGAUCUCCUAGCUUAGCACCUGGGGCAUCUGCACCAAUCAGACCAGUCUCCUCUCCUGUAAUGUCAUCUUCAAGCAAGAGUCAGGCUAGUACUUGGAGCAGCAGUAGCUGGCAUGGCCGAGUCAAAGGAGGAUUGAAGGGGUUUCAGACCUUUAUGGUUUCCGAUAGUAAUAUGAGUUUUGUUGAGUUUGUAGAGCUCUUCAAGUCUUUCAGUGUUCGAAGCCGCAAGGAUCUUAAAGACCUCUUUGAUGUCUAUGCUGUACCCUGCAAUCGAUCAGGUUCUGAUUCUACUCCACUUUAUACUAAUCUGAAAAUUGAUGAGAACACCAGUGGACUCCAACCUGAUUUAGAUUUAUUGACCAGGAAUGUAUCAGAUCUGGGUUUGUUCAUUAAUAGCAGACAGCAACUAUCAGAAAACCAGAGACAGAUAUCUGAUGCCAUUGCUGCUGCUAGCAUUGUAACUAAUGGUACUGGAGUAGAAAGCACAUCACUGGGAAUAUUUGGAGUGGGCAUCCAGCAACUCAAUGACUUCUUAGUGAAUUGCCAAGGUGAACACAGCACCUACGAUGAAAUCCUCAGUAUAAUCCAGAAAUUUGAACCCAGCGUCCAUAUGUGCCAGCAGGGGCUACUGUCAUUUGAAGGAUUUGCAAGGUUUUUGAUGGACAAAGACAAUUUUGCCUCAAAAAAUGACGAGUCACAAGAGAAUAUUGAAGAGUUACAACUACCGCUGUCAUAUUAUUACAUUGAGUCUUCACACAAUACAUACCUCACAGGCCAUCAGCUUAAAGGAGAAUCAUCAGUAGAACUUUACAGCCAGGUUCUCUUGCAAGGCUGUAGGAGUGUGGAAUUAGACUGCUGGGAUGGUGAUGAUGGGAUGCCUAUCAUUUAUCAUGGACAUACACUCACUACUAAGAUCCCUUUUAAGGAUGUAGUUGAAGCUAUUGAUCGCAGUGCCUUUAUCACCUCUGAUAUGCCAAUCAUCAUAUCUAUAGAGAACCACUGUUCAUUGCCUCAGCAACGCAAGAUGGCUGAAAUUUUUAAGAAUGUAUUUGGAGAUAAGCUGGUAACUAAGUUUUUAUUUGAGAGUGACUUCUCUGAUGAUCCAAUGCUCCCUUCACCGGACCAACUGAGAAGAAAAGUGCUGCUGAAAAACAAAAAACUCAAAGCCCAUCAAACUCCAGUGGAUAUUUUAAAACAAAAGGCUCACCAACUGGCAUACAUGCAAGCCCAGGCCAGUAAUGGUGGCAAUGCUGGUAACCCCACCACUAAUAAUGAAGAGGAGGAGGAUGAAGAGGAUGAAUAUGACUAUGACUAUGAAUCUCUCUCUGAUGCUGAUGUCCUUAAUGCUUCUCCUGCUCCUAACAGCCAGGAAGAUAACAUUCUGGAAGACCGACCUGAGACUAAAUCAUCCAGUGAUAAACUGCAAUUUGAAUAUAAUGAAGAAACUGCUAAGAGAAUAAAGAAAACUGAUUGCAUUACUUAUAACAAUAAAGGAAAGGUUUAUGACAUGGAACUGGGUGAAGAAUUUUAUCUUCCACAAAAUAAGAAGGAAAGUAGACAGAUAGCACCAGAGCUCUCAGAUCUUGUCAUCUAUUGCCAAGCUGUGAAAUUCCCUGGCCUGUCAACGCUAAACCCAUCUGGCUCUAGCAGAGGAAAGGAAAGAAAAAGCAGGAAGUCCAUUUUUGGCAACAAUCCGGGCAGACUAAGCCCUGGGGAGCCAGCAACACUUGCCAAAGCAUCUGGAAAAGGUCCUUUUGAGGGUGCCCGGCAAACCUGGGAAGAAUUUUGUUCUCCUCCUUUCAACCCUACAACUUCUCUCAGUGCUAUCAUAAGGACACCUAAAUGUUAUCAUAUCUCUUCACUGAAUGAGAAUGCUGCCAAACGUCUGUGCAGACGGUAUUCUCAGAAACUGAUUGAGCAUACCACCUGUCAGCUAUUGAGAACAUAUCCUGCUGCCACACGCAUUGACUCUUCAAACCCCCAUCCCCUUAUAUUCUGGCUCCAUGGAAUACAGCUUGUGGCAGUUAACUAUCAAACUGAUGAUCUCCCUCUGCAUCUUAAUGCAGCGAUGUUUGAGGCGAAUGGUGGCUGUGGGUGUGUUUUGAAACCCCCUGUUCUAUGGGACAAGAACUGUCCAAUGUACCAGCAAUUUUCUCCAUUAGACCGAGAUCUGUAUAAUAUAGAGCCAGCUAUAUAUUCUUUAACAAUUGUGUCUGGACAAAAUGUUUGUCCUAGCAACAGCACAGGAAGUCCAUGCAUUGAAGUUGAUGUACUUGGCAUGUCUUUGGAUAGCUGCCAUUUCCGCACAAAACCCAUUCAUCGCAAUACUCUCAACCCCAUGUGGAAUGAACAGUUUCUCUACCGGGUUCACUUUGAGGAUCUGGUCUUUCUUAGAUUUGCAGUUGUUGAAAACAACAGCUCAGCUAUAACUGCUCAAAGAAUCAUUCCACUAAAGGCUCUAAAAAGAGGGUAUAGACAUCUCCAGCUACGAAACCAACACAAUGAAGCCUUAGAAAUCUCAAGCUUAUUCAUAAACAGUCGGAGGAUGGAAGAAAAUCCCUCUGGGAAUGUUGUGCCUACUUCUUUGUUGUUUAGCACAGAAGAGAAGAGAACUUCAACAUUGUACAGGGUCACAAUACAUGGAAUUCCAGGCCCUGAACCCUUUACUGUUUUUACUAUAAGUGAAGGGACUACAGCAGCACAGCUUCUUCAUCAAAUUUUGGCUACCACAAAAAGCACCGAAUCACGUGCUCCAGAUUAUAUUCUGAUGGAGGAAAAAUGUUUUAUAUCUAAAGAAAAGACUGAGUGCAGGAAACCACCAUUCCAGAGAGUGAUUGGCCCUGAGGAAGGGCUAGUACAGCUUUUGAACAGCUGGUUCCCAGAAGAAGGAUAUGUUGGAAGGAUUAUCUUUAAAACCCAAGAGGAAAAUUUGAAUGGGAGAAACAUUUUUCAAGAAGAGAAAGAAGAUGCAAACAUUAGCUCUGAAGAUGAUAGUUUCUUUGUUCAAGUGCAUGAUGUUUCCCCAGAGCAGCCUCGCACUGUCAUCAAAGCUCCCCGCUUUAGCACAGCACAGGAUGUAAUACAACAGACUCUUUGCAAAGCCAAGUAUUCCUACAGCAUUCUGAGUAAUCCCAACCCAAAUGACUAUGUGCUCUUGGAGGAGGUGACGAAAGAGCUAGCGAACAAAAAGUCAACAUCUAAGCCAUCACAGAGAAUUCUCUCUGACCAAGAGUGUGUGUUUCAGGCUCAGAGCAAGUGGAAGGGAGCAGGGAAGUUUAUCCUUAAACUUAAAGAACAGGUUCACGCAGCACGAGAUGAUAAAAGAAAAGGCAUUUCAUUUGCCAGUGAACUUAAGAAAUUAACCAAGUCAAGUAAACAGUAUCGUGGCUUCACAUCAUCACCUUUGCAGAGCUCACCAGACAAUACCCAGACUAAAGAGGAAAAAUCUGCAGGCAGUUUGACAUUUAGUGACAAUAUGGAAUAACAUCCAUAAAUGCCAGCAGUAUGUUCUAUGCAGGUGACUUUAAAGGCCUUAAAAUGGCAAAGGCAAAAAGCUCUUCUGAGGCUGACAAAAACACAGGGAGAUAGAAGAAAUAUGACAAUCUUUCUCCACAUAGCCUUGCAUUUACUUGAUAA